AAACAGGGAAGGAAAGAGGCAGGGAGAGAGAAGAGUAGAAAAGUAGAGAGUGAAGGGGAGAGGCAGACCCUUGCCCCCUUGUGCUGUGCAAGCCUAGUGGUGCCUCCUUUCUGGUGACUCUGGCUAGCCCCUCCAUAUUAUGUCUGCACUCCGAAGGAAAUUUGGGGACGAUUACCAGGUAGUGACCACCUCUUCCAGUGGCUCAGGCUUCCACCAGCAGCAAGCGGCAGCAGCUGCUCCUAGAAGAAAGAGGCAGCGAUUUGUGGACAAGAAUGGUCGUUGCAAUGUGCAGCAUGGCAACUUGGGCAGCGAGACAAGCCGCUACCUGUCGGACCUGUUCACCACCCUGGUGGACCUUAAGUGGCGCUGGAAUCUCUUUAUCUUCAUUCUCACUUACACUGUGGCCUGGCUCUUCAUGGCCUCCAUGUGGUGGCUCAUUGCCUACAUGCGGGGCGAUCUGAACAAAGCCCAUGAUGAUAACUACACUCCCUGUGUGGCCAAUGUCUACAAUUUCCCCUCUGCCUUCCUGUUCUUUAUUGAAACUGAGGCUACCAUUGGCUACGGCUACCGCUAUAUCACUGACAAAUGCCCCGAGGGUAUCAUCCUUUUCCUCUUCCAGUCCAUCCUGGGCUCUAUCGUGGAUGCCUUCCUCAUUGGCUGCAUGUUUAUCAAGAUGUCCCAGCCUAAGAAGCGGGCAGAGACACUGAUGUUCAGUGAGCAUGCUGUCAUCUCCAUGCGGGACGGCAAACUUACCCUUAUGUUCAGGGUAGGCAACCUUCGCAACAGCCACAUGGUCUCAGCGCAGAUCCGCUGCAAGCUACUUAAAUCUCGGCAGACACCUGAGGGCGAGUUCCUCCCUCUUGAUCAACUUGAACUGGAUGUAGGUUUUAGCACAGGGGCAGAUCAACUUUUUCUUGUUUCCCCACUUACGAUCUGCCAUGUGAUUGAUGCCAAAAGCCCCUUCUAUGACCUCUCUCAGCGAAGCAUGCAAACUGAACAGUUUGAGAUUGUCGUCAUCCUCGAGGGCAUUGUGGAAACAACUGGGAUGACAUGUCAAGCCCGAACUUCGUAUACCGAAGAUGAAGUUCUCUGGGGUCACCGUUUUUUCCCUGUGAUUUCCUUAGAGGAAGGAUUUUUUAAAGUAGACUAUUCCCAGUUCCAUGCAACAUUUGAAGUCCCUACUACGCCCUACAGUGUGAAAGAACAGGAAGAAAUGCUUCUUAUAUCUUCCCCUUUAAUAGGACCAGCUGUAAGUAACAGUAAAGAAAGGAAUAAUUCUGUAGAAUGUCUAGAUGGUCUAGAUGACAUUAGUACAAAGAUACCCUCAAAACUGCAGAAAAUGACUGGAAGGGAAGACUUUCCCAAAAAACUACUAAGGAUGAGUUCUACAACCUCUGAAAAGGCCUACAGCAUUGGGGAUUUACCUAUGAAACUUCAGCGAAUAAGCUCAGUUCCUGGCAACUCAGAAGAGAAACUGGUAUCUAAAACUACAAAGAUGAUGUCAGAUCCUAUGAGUCAGUCUGUGGCUGAUUUGCCACCAAAGCUUCAAAAAUUGUCAGGAGGAGGAGCUAGAAUGGAGGGAAAACUUCCACCCAAAUUGAGGAAAAUGAAUUCUGAUCGCUUUACAUAACAAGAAUAGACAUUUAGAUAUUAUUUAAAGUUUGAAUUAUUAGUCAAUCCAAUUUGGGCAGGAAAGCAAACUCUCUGAAAAGAGUAUAGUAGCUAAAAGGUGAAAGUUUCCUAAGCACUACAUGCAAACUGGGACAGCAGUGUUCUUCCCAGAUAAUGAUGUACUGUAAGUAUAAUGUUCUGAUUAAAAGACCUGAAGUCCUGACUGAGGUCAUAGGAGAGCAAAUAUUAAUUGGCAUGUAGUAUCACAACAAGCAUGCAAUAAUAGUGUGCAAUUUUUGCAUAUAGUUUUCUGGCAUGAUUCUUACUAUAUUUAUAUUGUAUAUUCUGAAAAUAUGUAAAGGGGGGUGUUAUUCUCUCCUAUAUUUCUUAAGGGGUAAGUAGUAGGUAAAACAUGCGUAGGAAACUUUCAGGGCAAGUUAUAAUUUAAUUUAAAGUGUAUUUAUUUUUUCUGAUGUAGAUUGUGAUGUUUUGUUCAAACAAAGUAGUUAUGGUGCAUGUUUUCUUUCUUAAAAUAAGGCUAUAAGCAUUAGUCAAUUCCAAACACCAAAUUUCUUAGCCUUAAAUUAUUUGCCAUUUUAUAAUUUGCUUUAAUAAUUUCUUUGUUUUUUUUCCUGCCAUUACAAUGCUGGGAGAAUUUAAAGUGUACUUCAUAAGAGGUGUUAGCAAAAAAUUGUACUAUUUAGGGCUGGGCAAAAUAUCUCAAACAGAGUUUGCGUUUUAAGUACAAAAUUUUAAAUAAAAUCAUGAGAUCAUUUUGUUUCAUGACUAAUAAUAUUAAUGUAACAAAACAUUCAAAAUGGGCACAUUUGCUUGAUUUUCUAAUGUAAGUAGUAUCAAUCUGAUAGGAAAAUGUAAAAUCAACUACUUAGACUUUCUGGGUGAAAUUUUGUCCCAAUUACAUCAAAGGCGAAAUACUGAUUAGCUUCAAUGGGGCUGGGUUUUCACCCUCCACAUUUAGGACCCAGUCAUGCAAACUGUUACUUGUGCAUCAAUGGGACUACUUGUCUGAUCAGGGACUACUCACUUGAGUAAGAGUCUGCAGGAUCUUUUGCUUUAGUUUUCCAACCAAAUUGGAAUCUCACAAUCAGAAUUAUUUUUCUGAAUUUUCAAAAAUUGCUAAAUCCUUUACUGAAACACCAAAACAUGUUAAUGCUCUCAUAUUGUCCACUAAGUCCAUCUAGGCAACUUUUCCCUCUCUUUUAGGGGAAUUUUUCCCUCUUGCGUUCUAUAUGGUGAUAAUAUUUUAAAGUGAUAAAAAUACAUUUAGAUGUGUUUUGAAGUGCAAAAGGCCAAUUCUUCAUAAAUGUAUUUUUGAACUUGUUUUAUUUUUCAUUUCACUUCGUUCUAAAUUCUCUUGGCAGAGAUGAGCCAGCCUGGUAGGCAUAGUAUAGGUACCUCCAGCCAACCAUGGGUAGGUAGCAUUUUGGUACCUAUCCUCUACUUGGAGUUGUCCCAGUUCUUCCACUAAAAGUUGAACUUCUAUAUAGUGUACAUCACAGCAUCUGAAAACACUCAUUCGUUGAUGCUAUAUCAUUACUAGAAGUGGUGCUUUGGCACAGUUCCUGCAUCUGGUUUGGAGUUUCAGGAAUAGGUCUGGCUUUCUGGGUAUCUUCAGGCAGCGAGUAUUUCUAUCUUGGCUCAUCUCUAUUCUGUUCAUAAAAGGGUCAGUGUGAUUAAUUUGACCAUAAAUGUGUAGCUGGUACACUUUUGGAAACAGGGUAAUUAAAUAAGACAACAGCAAAAAUAAUACACCUCUACCCCAAUAUAAUGCUGUCCUCAGGAACCAAAAAAUCUUACCGCGUUAUAGGUGA
Messenger RNA from Trachemys scripta elegans, 3443 nucleotides. It is a transcript of the gene KCNJ3, whose product is annotated as potassium inwardly rectifying channel subfamily J member 3. NCBI's taxonomy places the organism in Eukaryota, Metazoa, Chordata, Testudines, Emydidae. The transcript is spliced from 3 exons. Gene Ontology annotation, molecular function: G-protein activated inward rectifier potassium channel activity. Bases 140 to 1630 code for a protein of 496 amino acids. Gene Ontology annotation, cellular component: plasma membrane. The record is from RefSeq and is a predicted model, not a curated record. Gene Ontology annotation, biological process: regulation of monoatomic ion transmembrane transport; potassium ion import across plasma membrane.